This is a messenger RNA of Clonostachys byssicola, 1071 nucleotides long. The record is from the annotation of a GenBank genome assembly. Lineage: Eukaryota; Fungi; Ascomycota; Sordariomycetes; Hypocreales; Bionectriaceae.
AUGACUGCCGGGAACCGUCUGAAGUUUGCCCUUAUCGGCCUUGGCCGCCUGGGCUCUAUCCGCGCUAAGAUCCUCGCUUUUCAACAACCUCGCAUCGAGCUCGUAGGUGUUUGCGACACCAAGCCCGGUACUGAUAAAUGGGCUGCGGAGAAUCUCCCUUCCAAUGUCAAGUACUACUCAGAUCCUACAGAAUGCAUGAAGAGCUCUGGCGCCCAGGCCGUCCUCAUCUGCACGGUGACGGCCACCCACGCGCCUCUUAUCAUCCAGGCCUUCGACUUUGGCCUGCACGUCAUUUGCGAGAAGCCUAUCUCAGUUGAUCUCAUAGCCACAAAGGAGGUGGUCGAGAAAGCCGCCGCCAACCCUCACCUCAAGUUCCUCGUCCCUUUUACCCGCCGAUAUGACAAGUCUUAUCGUACUGCUAAGGCCCUUGUCGACAAGGGAGACCUCGGCGAAAUCCAUGCCAUUGAGACCACAUGCCACGACCAGCAAGACCCAAACGCCUUCUUUGUGUCCUUUUCAGAAAUGUCUGGCGGCAUCUUCCUCGACGUCGGCAUCCACUGCAUCGACGCCGGCCGCUACCUCCUAGACGUCAAAUCGGGGCUGCAAAACCCCAAGAAGCAGGUUAACCGCGUCAUCGCCAUGGGUCAGCAAGCCGUCUACGGCGACCUCAAAAAGUUCAAGGACUGCGACAACGGCUGGGGCAUGGUUGAGUUUGCCAACGGCAAGAUCCUCACGACCUACCUCGGCCGCACCCUCACCAACGGCUUCGAGGACACCACGCGUCUGUGUGGCACCAAGGCGCACUCCAUCAUCACCGGCACGUCCAACGUCGAGGUCCGUGACCAGUACGGUAUCCGCUAUCAGUCCGUUCCCGAUGCCUUUACCUUCUUUGACGCCACUUUCCUGGCUGAUCUUGCCGAGUUCGCCGAUGCUGUCCUCGACGGUAAGAGUAUGACGUGCGAGCCAGAGGAUGCAUUCGAAGCCGGCAAGAUCUGUCUUGCUCUGCAGCAGUCUUUCCGCUCGGGUCUCCCCGUGUACUUUGAUGACGAGGGCAUGCCCAUUUUGGAAUAA